Molecule: messenger RNA, 7528 nt
Organism: Misgurnus anguillicaudatus (oriental weatherfish)
Lineage: Eukaryota; Metazoa; Chordata; Actinopteri; Cypriniformes; Cobitidae
Product: complement C3
Cellular component (GO): extracellular region
Molecular function (GO): protein binding; endopeptidase inhibitor activity
Source: RefSeq, a predicted model, not a curated record
GGUGAUCAGUGUUUGUUUUAGUUGGACUCUUGGCUUUUUGUUUAAUAGUUUUUCCUUUGAUGCAUUGUGUGUAUGAAGCACGUUUCUUAUAGUAUUGUAAAGUUACUGCAACUCUGUAGUGGUUGGUAUAUAAUAGUAAAGAUCAUCAUUUAAUUAAUUUAUUUACUCAUCAAGUUUAUUUUCUGUCAAUAAUGUAAAUGAGAUCCAGGGUCGGAUUAAUACAUUCUGGGCCCCUGGGCACAAAGGCAUCAUGGGCCCCUCCCACCCCUCUUCCUAUUAACUCAACCUCAGCUAGUUAUAUAUGUAAAACUAUGUCGGUUACAAAAUUCAAUUGAUUGUUCAGUAGGCUACAGCAGCCAAUGAAAAAUGAACAGCACACCAUCUAUAAAUGUAAUUAAAUCAUACAAACCAGCAGCAAGCAUAAUAGCAUGUAAUAAUAAAUAAACAUGCCUCUUACCUUAGAAGACCGGCCUCUUUCUUGAUUUCUUCCUUGACAAUUCAGUCCCCAUGUUAUGAUCAAAGUCAUUAUUUAGGGAACGUGUCCUACCCCCUGCAACCUCCCGUGUUGAAGCUGGAUAUUUGGCUGCUCGGUUUUGGAAGACAGACACCCCGCUUUCAAUUAACGCUGUCAGAAAACACUCAUCCAUCGUGCCCCACAAAGACGGGUCAUUCAUUUUUCCAAGGGCUGUGCUUGAGCUGGUGGCACUAACCUCUGGGACAGUGUCACAUGUAGCAGUGCUUGCUCUAGGUGGUGGUGAGAGAGUCUCCGGUAGCGAGAGAUUCUCCGGCAGCUCAGGCUCGCAAGCGGGACUGGUGGUCUCACAAUCAGCCUCAUUGCUAACAUUAGCAACAGGUGCCACCUCUAACAAGCAACUAGCAACCUCCUUUUUUAAAAAAGCUGUCGAUUGCACACUUUGUAAAAAGAGAUGCUCCUCUCGUGUCUUUCUAUUUUUUUUGCUUUCGAUUAAUUUAUCUGCUAGAAGUGCGUCGAUCCAUUCUUUUUUCUGAUUUUGCAGUCUAGCUACGUUUUUUCUUAAUUUUAUCAAAAACUGACAUAAACCCGCCCUCCCUUACUAUUGUACCAAUCGUAAAGGGCAUGUCUUCUGGUAGAAAAUAUUCACACUAUUUAAUUGGUCAGUGUGUAAACAUUGGACAGUUGACUUGCUAAUUUUAAUUUAUUUCAGUGGCAUAAAUGCACAUUACAUUAAAAUAUGUUUUUUUUACAAAAUGUGUUUUUUGUAUUUGAUGUCAUUGUGCAAAAAAAAAAAAAUGCACGUUACAUGACAUGUCGUUGGGGGCCCCCUGGUGGCCGGAGGCCCGGGGCAACUGCCCCAGUGAGAUACAGUGAGGAAAAUAAGUAUUUGAACACCCUACUAUUUUGCAAGUUCUCCCACUUAGAAAUCAUGGAGGGGUCUGAAAAUGUCAUCGUAGGUGCAUGUCCACUGUGAGAGACAUAAUCUAAAAAAAAAAUCCGGAAAUCACAAUAUUUGAUUUUUUUAACUAUUUAUUUGUAUGAUAAAGCUGGAAAUAAGUAUUUGAGCACCUGCCUAUCAGCUAGAUUCUGACCCUCAAAGACCUGUUAGUCUGCCUUUAAAAUGUCCACCUUCACUCCAUUUAUUAUCCUAAAUUAGAUGCAUCUGUUUGAGGUCGUUAGCUGCAUAAAGACACCUGUCCACCCCAUACAAUCAUUAGAUAUGAUCAUAAUAGGCGUGACACCUCCGACUGCAAUUACAUACAAAUAGUUAUGAGGAGAAUCAAUGAAGGUAUACUGCUCGUUACUGAAAAAAGCUAAUUACUAAAUGAUGUACAAAUCAAGUGUACAGUGGUAAAUUUUUGUCAAAUUUUGUAAAAAGGAGGUUUAAAGGAAUUCCUUAAAAAGUUUUCUCCCACACAUCAUUAUGACAUCAGAAAAAAAUAGACCACACUCUGACAUUUUUCUAACCAUCAUGCAUCUUGCAGUGAUUACUGGUGUGUGUAUGUGUGGGUUAUUUCUAAACUAGCUUGUUUAUGUAGAAGGAUUUUUAUGUGUAGUUUUCUUCGACUGUCAGAAAGAUGUCUGGAGAUCAUUCAGAGAGUUUUCAUGGUCUUGCAUUGCUGUGUCGUGGUCGGCCAUUUUGCUGUUAUUUAGGAGAAAUGAUGAGUGUUGAGACAUUGUUUGGGUGGAGAAGAUUUUAGGCAACCCUAAACUGAUAAAUGCUAUUGCACAAAACUAACAUGCACCAAUAGCAAUUCUUUGCUUAAUCAUACUUCAGUUACUCCAUUCAAGUUACUCAAUAAUCAGCUCUAGAGGCAAAGAUUAUAUCUUAAAAUAAAAUAAGGAAGAAAAAAUGAAUGAUAAAAGCACUACCACUUUUAGUUAAUAUUGCACUCAGGGAAAGGUGCAGGUAUACCGACAUAAUGGAUGUGCUUGCAGUGUCGUUGGCUGCGGUUAUUAUUAACUUUCCUUUGCUAACAUUAUGUGAACCACUAUACGUUCUCUUAGCUCCUAAUUUGCUGAGGGUGGGUUCCCCAGAGAACGUGCUUGUGGAUGCUCAGGAUUAUUCUGGAGAAGACCUGAACGUGAGGAUUGUGGUCAAGAACCAUCCACGGCAAAACCUUGAGUUAGUGUCCAAAUCGGUCAAACUGACAAAGGACAAUGAUUUCCAACUCCUUACAGACAUUAAGAUUCCCACUGAUAAAAGCGUCUUCUCUGAUGAUCCUCUGGAGAAGCAGUAUGUGGUUCUGCAGGCUCAUUUUCCAGGCAACGUUCUAGACAAAGUAGUCAGGGUGUCAUUCCAGUCUGGAUAUAUAUUUGUACAAACAGACAAACCCAUAUAUACACCUGCCACUACAGUUAAUUUCAGGAUCUUCUCCUUAACUCCUGAUCAGCACCCACUUGAUGGCACUUCUAUCACAGUUAACAUAAUGAAUCCUCAAGGCAUCACCAUUGAAAGUUCUUCAUUCUUUCCAACUGGAGGAAUGAAGAGUGGUUCUUAUCCUUUACCUGAAAUCACCAACUAUGGGCUUUGGAAGUUAGUAGCAAAAUACACGGACACCCCACAAAAAAACUUCACUACAGAAUUUGAAGUGAUGGAGUAUGUGCUACCGACCUUUGAAGUGACUUUAAACCCAAGCAAAUCAUUCUUCUAUGUGAACGAGGACAGCCUGACAGUCGAUAUAGCAGCUAAGUAUCUGUUUGGCCAAAAGUUGACAGGAAGUGCAUUUAUGAUAUUUGGCAUCGUAGACGAUGAACGCAAGUUGAGCAUCGCUGACUCACUGCAGAGGGUUCCGAUUUCUAAUGGAGAAGGAAGGGGCGAACUGACGAGACAAAUGAUUCAGGGCACCUUCCCAAACAUCGAGCAACUGAUCGGGAAAUCCAUCUACAUUACAGUCACCGUUUUAACAGAAACUGGCAGUGAAAUGGUAGAAGCACACAGGAGAGGCAUUCAGAUUGUGACAUCACCAUACACCAUCCACUUCAAGAGAACACCUCAGUUCUUCAAACCAGGGAUGUCUUUUGAUGUCUCGGUGUACGUGACAAAUCCUGACCAGACACCUGCUGUAAGUGUGGAAGUGGAAGUCAAUCCUGGAGGGGUCAGAGGUCGAACAAAAGCCAAUGGCAUUGCAAAGGUCACCAUCAACUCUCAAGGAGAUUCUUCGAAGCUGGUUAUCACCGCGAAGACCAAUGACAGACAAUUAGAAGAUAAGCAGCAGGCGGUGAAGACGAUGACGGCUCACGCUUACAAACCCAAAGGUGGCUCCAACAAUUACCUGCAUGUUGGCAUUGAUGCCGCAGAGCUGGAGAUCGGUGAUCAGAUGAAGGUUAAUCUGAAUCUAGGGAAGAGUGCAGAAGUCCAAAAUCAGGAUUUCACAUACAUGAUCCAAAGUAAAGGGCAGAUUGUGAAUGCAGGAAGGUUUAAGAGAACAGGGCAGUCUCUAGUGACUCUGUCUCUACCUGUAACCAAAGACAUGUUGCCGUCCUUUCGCUUCGUGGCUUAUUAUCAUGUGGGCUCAUCUGAGGUGGUCUCUGAUUCAGUCUGGGUUGAUGUGAAAGACACUUGCAUGGGAAAGCUGAAAAUUGAGGUGAAGGACCAGGAACAAUAUGGCCCAGGUGACGCCAUCAGCCUGAAAAUAUCAGGAGAUCCUGGAGCUAAAGUUGGCCUGGUGGCUGUAGACAAGGGUGUGUACGUCCUUAAUAACAAGCACAGACUCACUCAGACCAAGAUCUGGGACAUUAUUGAGAAACACGACACUGGUUGUACAGCAGGCAGUGGUAGAGACAGUAUGGGGGUUUUCUAUGAUGCUGGUUUGAUGUUUGAGUCCAACACUGCUGGAGGAACCAGCAUCAGAACAAUAAAUGAGUGCGUUGCACCAUCUGAAAGAAGACGAAGAGGACUGACUAUUCAGGAAUUACAAAGGAAUCUAACUGCUAAAUACUUUCACUCGUCUGAUCUGUUGAAAUGCUGUUUGGAUGGAAUGUAUCGGGAUAAUUAUCAGCUAGGAUACACCUGUGAGCGGCGAGCCACCUUCAUCCUCGAUGGAUAUGAAUGUGUCAACUCCUUUCUGGACUGCUGCAGGGAAUACGAAUUGCAUAACAAAUUCCUAGAUCCAAACGAAGAACAACUCCUGGCACGCAGCGAGGAAGACGAGUUUGAUGAAAACCAAGAAGACAUUUUGGUCCGUACACAGUUUCCUGAAAGCUGGCUUUGGGAGGAGAUCAAACUACCAGCCUGUCCACCAAACCAGAUCUGCUAUGAAACUCCUUUUGUGAGAAAUGGGCUUUACCUAAAAGACUCCAUCACCACUUGGCAGAUCACAGCCAUCAGCAUGUCCAGAGCUAAUGGUAUAUGCGUGGCAGAUCCUUAUGAGAUCACUGUCAAGAAAAUCUUCUUUAUUGAUCUGAGAAUGCCUUAUUCAGCUGUGCAGAACGAACAACUGGAAAUUAAAGCUAUCGUUCACAAUUAUAGUAAUAAAAAACUAAAGCAGGUUCAUUUGACAUUUCAGACAUCUGAUGGUAUUUGCAGCAGUGCCAGUAAAAAACGCAAAAACAGGGUAACGGUUGCUAUCAACUCCAUGUCUUCUAAAGCUGUCUCAUUCGUGAUCAUUCCUAUGGAGCGAGAGAAUCAGUGGAUUGAAGUGAAGGCGUGGUGCUCUUAUUAUGAUGAUGGAAUCAGGAAGAACCUGAGGGUUGUGUCUGAAGGUGUUCUUACUGAAGUCGAGGAGAAAGUUGUGGACCUUAACCCGUCAAAGUAUCAAGAUGGCCUGCAGAAGGUUGCCAUGAGGAGUGGCAUCCCAAAUCGAAGAGUCCCAUACACACCCGCAUCCACGUUCAUCACAGUACGAGGUGAGGAGAUCAGUCAAACGAUUGAACAGGCCAUCAGUGGAAAUUUCAUGGGACAGCUUAUUGUCCAGCCCAAUGGGUGUGGAGAGCAAAACAUGAUAUUCAUGACUCUACCUGUUAUCGCCACUCAUUACCUGGAUAGCACCAAUCAGUGGGAGACUGUCGGCAUGGAGCGCCGUAAAGAAUCCAUUAACCAUAUCAACAAAGGUUAUCAGACAGAGCUGACCUUUCGGAAACCUGACGGCUCCUAUGCUGCCUGGACGCACAAUCCCAGCAGCACAUGGCUCACUGCAUACGUGGCUAAAGUCUUUGCAAUGGCCAAUGACUUGAUUGAGAUACAGGAGAAUGUUAUCUGCAGCGCCCUCAGAUGGUUAAUCACUAAACAGCAGGCAGAUGGCACUUUUACCGAGACUGGCCCAAUAUACCAAAGCGAGAUGACUGGUAACGUACAAGGUAGAGACUCGGAUGCCUCUCUGACUGCGUUUGUCCUUAUCGCAAUGCAAGAGGGCAGCAGGAUUUGUGCUCAAUCUGUCCACAAUCUUAAAGGCAGUAUGGACCAAGCCAUUCAGUACCUGACGCUCAGACUUUACAGUCUGACCAAUCGUUACGCUGUCGCCAUGACCUCUUACGCUUUGGCUAACGUUGGCAAGCUCAAUAUAGACGUCUUGAUGAGAUACUCCAGCAAAAACAAAGACGGAAGGUUAUGGCAAGUUCCCGGGCAGCGCUAUCACUCCCUUGAGGCCACAGGCUAUGCUGCGCUCGCCCUGGUGAAGGCCAAGGAUUUUGAGAAAGCAGGUCAGGCUGUGCGCUGGCUAGCGAAGCAGCAAACCCGCUACGGAGGUUACGGCACAACACAGGCAACAAUCAUGGUGUUUCAGGCUGUGGCUGAGUACCGAAUUCAGAUAAAGAAAAAGACAGAUUUUAAUUUAAACCUGGACCUUUCUAUAGAAGAGAGGAAAAGUCAAGUCAGCUGGACUUUACAAAAUUUCCGCACUACACGCUCGGAAAAGUUUGAUAUCACCAGGAGCUUCAACAUGACGGUUCAAGGAAAGGGAGUGGCCACUCUCUCUGUGUUUUCUCUGUAUUACGCUUUACCGGAAGAGAAUGAAAACGACUGUAAAGUCUUCGAUCUCAGCGUGAAGAUGGAGAAAGAGCUGUUAGUUUCUUAUCCAGGGGCCACAGAAAGUUACAAGUUUACCCUUGAAUACAUUUUUAAGGAUGCUGAACGAGAUUCUACCAUGAGCAUUUUUGAUAUCGGCCUGCUUACGGGGUUUAAGGUGGAUGAACACGAUCUUAAAAAGUUGUAUAGUAGGAAAGAUAAAUACAUUCAGAACUUUGAGUUGGACAAAGAGCUUUCAGAAAGAGGAUCUCUGAUCAUAUACAUAGAUAAGAUAUCUCGUAAAGAGAGGGAAAUGAUUGCUUUCAGAAUCCAUAAGAUGAAUGAAGUGGGCAUGUUGCAGCCCGCUGGAGUCACUCUUUAUGAAUACAACUCUCCAGAUAAGCGCUGUGUGAAGUUUUACCAUCCUCAGAAGAAAGACGGAUCUCUGAAUCGACUCUGCAGCGAGUCGUUGUGCCAGUGUGCAGAAGAGAACUGCAGUCUGCAAAAGAGAGGAAAUAUUGACAUUAAGGCAAAGCGUGAAGAACAGGCCUGUGUGCCUGAAAUUGAGUACGUUUAUAAAACCAGGGUGGAGGCUGUUGACUUUUCAGUGUACGCAGACAUCUAUAACAUGACCAUUGAAGAAGUACUGAAGGAAGGCACUGAUCCGGUUGUAACAGGCAGCAUGAGAUCUUUCCUGGCUCACCCUCACUGCAGAGAGUUUCUGAAUUUCAAAAAGGGCAAGACCUACCUGCUCAUGGGCCAAACCAAAACUCUUCCCAAAAUUGGUGGAAGAUUGAGGUAUCAUCUGGGUGAGGACACCUGGAUUGAAUACUGGCCAACAGCUGCGGAGGGGCAGACGGAAACAUACAAAGACAAGUACAACGACAUCACCACACUCGCCAAGAAGCUCACCUUGGUUGGAUGCACCACUUAAAUAUAUUCAUUAGCUGAAAUUUAGUCAUCGCUGAUGGCUUUGAAUGCUGCGAGGUGCCAACUUUGCUUUUAAUUCCAAUGUAUUUACAGCUUUUCAAAUAUUCGCUUUAUGCAAUAUGUUUAACCCAAGACUGCUUAAUAUAUAACGUAAGUCAAAUAAAAAUGCCAAAUGCAAA